Messenger RNA from Strongylus vulgaris, 497 nucleotides. NCBI's taxonomy places the organism in Eukaryota, Metazoa, Nematoda, Chromadorea, Rhabditida, Strongylidae. The record is from the annotation of a GenBank genome assembly.
UUGGACUUUCUAGUGUUCCACUUGUACAAACCGAUUGCGAACGCGUUUCCGGACUCCUCACUUCUAAUCGCAGUGGGACUUCUGCUUGGGCUAAUUCUCAAACAAUCAGGAGCACACAUCACUUAUUCUCUUGAUUCGCAUGUGUUCUUCCUGUAUCUCCUGCCGCCUAUUAUCUUUGAUGCAGGCUACUUCAUGCCCAACAGAGCACUUUUCGAAAACUGCGAUUCUGUACUUCUCUUUGCUGUAAUUCUUACGACCUUGAAAAAUGCACUUGGGAACACUCGGCGCGCUGACGAAUGUGAUCUUUGCCCUAAUAGCCUUGUACUGUACCAAAUGUUCAAAAGCUUUACCCUGAUUGGGCCGGAAAAUCUGGAGCCAGUCGACUAUGCAGCUGGAGUGCUUUCCUUCUUUGUUGUUGCCUGUGGAGGAGCAUUCGUUGGCUUGAUAGGCGCCUUUCUCGUCAGUUUCAUCACGAAAAGCAGAAAGAACUGUUGAAA